Messenger RNA from Trifolium pratense (red clover), 5016 nucleotides. RefSeq names its product paired amphipathic helix protein Sin3-like 4. Gene Ontology annotation, biological process: negative regulation of transcription by RNA polymerase II. The record is from RefSeq and is a predicted model, not a curated record. The transcript is spliced from 24 exons. Gene Ontology annotation, molecular function: transcription corepressor activity. Gene Ontology annotation, cellular component: chromatin; histone deacetylase complex. The coding region runs from base 520 to 4632 and encodes 1370 amino acids. NCBI's taxonomy places the organism in Eukaryota, Viridiplantae, Streptophyta, Magnoliopsida, Fabales, Fabaceae.
AUACCCACAUUGUGAACUCUCUCUAUUUUCUUCGUCUCUUCUAUGCGCUCUGUUUAUUUUGCCGAGAAAAUCAGAGAAAAUUUUCUCACUGAGAAAAACCAAAAACCUUUGUGAUUUCUUCAUCAAUUCAAUGCUGACAAAUUCUGAAGAAGAAUUAUCACAAAGGAUUGAUUAAUAUCUCUGUUAUUCAACGCAAUUUCUCAAUUAAUUAAAAAUAUAAAAAUUCAUUUUAUUUUCUCUGUUGUUACUCGGAAUUUUCUCGAAACUCAUCACUUCGAAGACUUCACGAUCACUCUGUGAUUUGGCUUUGUUAAGUUGAUCUCUUCGAAGUGAUUCUUCCUUCUCGUUGAUUUUUGACGGUUAGAUCUGAAGUAUUAUCGUUUCUGAUUCUUGUAUAAGCUGCUUGAAAUUGUUGAGAAUUUUGAAAUUUUGAAUUAUCGAAAUUGAAACGAAGAAUUCGUUGUUGAAGAAGGAGAGAGUGGUGAGAACUGAGAAGUGUCGUUUCUGCGUUUUGAUAGAAUGAAACGGUUACGGGACGAAGGUUUCACGAGUUCUUCUUCUCAACUCAAACGAGAACAGUCUGGGCAACCUCAGAUGAUGAAUGGAGCUGGUCAAAAACUGACUACUAAUGAUGCCUUAGCGUAUCUCAAGGCAGUAAAGGAUAUUUUUCAAGAUAAGAGGGAUAAAUAUGAUGAAUUUUUGGAGGUCAUGAAAGAGUUUAAAGGACAGAGAAUUGAUACUGUGGGUGUCAUCGCUAGAGUGAAGGAUCUUUUUAGAGGUCACACAGAUUUGAUAUUAGGAUUCAACACCUUUUUGCCAAAGGGAUAUGAAAUCACCCUUCCGAUAGAGGAUGAGCAACCUCACCCGAAAAAGCCAGUUGAAUUUGAUGAAGCUAUGAGUUAUGUGAACAAGAUAAAGACUCGGUUUCGUGGCGAUGAUCGUGUUUACAAGUCAUUUCUAGAAAUAUUGAAUAUGUACAGAAAGGAAAAUAAGUCUAUCGACGCGGUCUACCAGGAGGUUGCUGCCCUCUUUGAAGACCACCCAGAUCUUCUUGACGGGUUUAUUCAGUUUCUUCCUGACGCUACCACAGCUGCCUCUACUCAUGCUGCUGCUCGGAAUUCUGUGUUUCGUGAUAGGCGCUCUGCAAUGCCAACAGUGCGGCAAGUGCAUGUUGAAAAGAGAGAAAGGACCAUUGUUUCACACGGUGACCGUGACCCCAGUGUUGACCGUCCUGACCCAGAGCAUGAUGGACGCUUGUUCAGGGCUGAAAAGGAGCAUAAGAGACGUGUGGAGAAGGAAAAGAGCCGCAGAGAAGAUAGAGACAGGAGAGAACGAGAACGAAAUGAUAGAGAUUAUGAGCAUGACAGGGGUCGAGAUAGGGAACGGUUAUCCCAGAAACGGAAAUCUGAUCAUAAGGUUGAAGACUCAGGAGCUGAACCAUUGCUUCAUGCAGAUCAAAAUUUUGGUAUGUAUAGUCAAGAGUUAGCUUUCUGUGCUGAAGUCAAAGAGAGAUUACGAAAUCCUGAUGACUACCAGGAAUUUUUGAAGUGUUUACAUAUUUACAGCAGGGAAAUUAUUACUCGACAAGAAUUGCAGUCACUGGUGGGUGAUUUACUGGGAAAGUAUCCAGAUCUUAUGGAAGGGUUUAAUGAUUUUUUGCUUCAAGCUGAGAAAAAUGAUGGUGGAUUCCUUGUUGGUGUCAUGAAUAAAAAGUCCUUAUGGAUUGAAGGAAAUGGACUGAAACCAAUGAAGGCUGAACGGAGGGAUAGAGAUAGGGGUUAUGAUAAAGAUCGUUACAGGGAUGAUGGGAUGAAAGAAAGAGAUCGUGAAUCCCGAGAAAGGGAUAAAUCUACUACAAUUUCCAACAAGGAUGUUUCAGGUUCUAAGAUGUCUAUAUAUCCCAGCAAGGAUAAGUAUCUCUCAAAACCAAUAAAUGAGCUGGACCUUUCUAACUGUGAGCAAUGCACUCCCAGUUACCGUCUCCUACCAAAAAAUUAUCCAAUACCUAUUGCUAGCCAGAGAACAGAACUUGGUGCGGAAGUGUUGAACGAUCACUGGGUGUCGGUCACUUCAGGAAGUGAGGAUUAUUCCUUUAAACAUAUGCGCAAAAAUCAGUAUGAAGAGAGUUUGUUUAGAUGUGAAGAUGACAGGUUUGAACUUGAUAUGUUGUUAGAAUCUGUAAACGUGACAACUAAACGAGUAGAAGAGCUGUUAGAAAAGGUCAACAAUAAUCUAAUUAGAAGAGACAGCCCAAUUCGUAUUGAGGAGCACUUAACAGCUCUAAAUUUCAGGUGUAUUGAACGAAUAUAUGGUGACCAUGGUCUUGAUGCCUUGGAAGUGCUAAAGAAGAAUGCAUCCCUAGCUUUGCCAGUGAUAUUAACACGCUUGAAGCAGAAACAAGAAGAGUGGGAAAGAUGUCGUGCUGAUUUCAGUAAAGUAUGGGCUGAAAUAUAUUCCAAGAAUUAUCACAAAUCUCUUGAUCAUCGUAGCUUCUACUUUAAGCAGCAGGACACAAAAAGUUUGAGCACCAAAGCCUUACUGGCCGAAAUCAAAGAAAUCAAUGAGAAGAAACUCAAAGAAGACGAUGUUCUUCUUGCAAAUGCUGCUGGAAAUAGACGGCCUAUUUUUCCAAACCUGGAGUUUGAGUAUCUUGAUCCACACAUUCAUGAAGAUUUGUAUCAGCUUAUAAAAUAUUCGUGUGGAGAAGUUUGCACAACUGAACAGUUGGAUAAAGUUAUGAAGGUUUGGACAACAUUUUUAGAAUCCAUGUUUUGUGUUCCUUGUCGGCCCCAGGGUGCUGAAGAUACUGAAGAUGUUGUUGUGGCUAAGAAUAAUUCUGGGAGAAAUGUUGCUGAAAGUGAUGGUAGUCCUGGGGUUGGCGCUACCAUAGUGAACCCAAAGCAUAUAAAUACUUCUAGAAAUGGUGACGAGUGUGUGCCAUUAGAUCAGUCAACUUCUAGCAAAGCAUGGGAAUCAAAUGGUGAUACUGGGAUUAGAGAAGAUAAAUGCCUUGAUUCAGAUUGUACUGUGCGUAAAAGUGAAACUUGCGGCAGUAAUCCACAACACGGUAACCCGGAUAUUAUAGCAUUCACGCCUACUGAGCUAUCAGGAGUCAAUAUGCAAGAUCUCUCUGGUGAGCGGUUAGUGAAUGCUAAUGUUGCACCAGCAUCUGGAGUGGAGCUGAGUAAUGGAAGUACAAAGAUAGAUAAUGCAUCAGGACUUGCUGCUACUCCAUCUAGAAAUGGUAAUGUAUCUGUCGUGGGAGGACUUGAAUUACCUUCAUCAGAGGGUGGUGAUUCUGCAAGACCAGGUACAUCCACAAAUGGGGCCAUCGCUGGAGGCACUGAAGUUUCCAGAGACCUAGAGGAAUCAAAUCGACAGUUCAAAAGCGAAAGAGAAGAGGGUGAGUUGUCUCCAAUUGGAGAAUUUGAAGGGGAAGAAGCCAGGAGAGAGAAUUAUGCGGAUGCUGAUGAUGAAGGGGAAGAAAGUCCUCAGAGGUCAUCAGAGGACAGUGAAAAUGCUUCUGAAAAUGUUGAUGUUUCUGGAAGCGAAUCUGCUGAUGGAGAGGAGGGUUCUCAAGAAGAGCAUGAGGAUGGAGAACAUGAUGAUAAGGCUGAAAGUGAAGGUGAAGCUGAAGGAAUGGCUGAUGCGCAUGACAUUGAAGGAGAUGGAACGCCAUUGCCAUUUUCUGAACGCUUUCUUCUAAACGUGAAGCCAUUGGCAAAGCAUGUUCCCCCAGUGUUCCAUGUUAAAGACAGGAAUUCUCCUGUUUUUUAUGGAAAUGACUCCUUUUAUGUCCUGAUUAGACUUCAUCAGACAUUGUAUGAGAGGAUACAUUCAGCAAAGGCUAACUCAACAUCCACUGAAAGGAAAUGGAGGGCUUCAAAUGAUACAAACUCUACUGAUCAAUACGACAGGUUCAUGAAUUCCCUUUACAGUUUGCUGGAUGGUUCUUCUGAUAAUACCAAAUUUGAGGAUGAUUGUCGAGCUAUUAUUGGAACUCAAUCAUAUCUCUUAUUCACGUUGGACAAACUGAUAUAUAAACUUGUUAAACAGCUUCAAGCUAUUGCGAGUGAUGAGAUGGAUAAUAAGCUUCUUCAACUAUAUGCAUAUGAGAAAUCAAGAAAACAUGAAAAGUUUGUCGAUAUAGUUUAUCACGAAAAUGCUCGUAUUCUUCUUCACGAUGAGAACAUAUAUCGCAUUGAAUAUUCACCAAAACCAAAGACACUCUCUAUUCAACUCAUGGAUUGUGGAAAUGAUAAGCAUGAAGUGACUGCUGUGUCAAUGGACCCGGAAUUUUCAGCCUAUCUGAACAAUGAUUUCCUCAUUAUUGUCCCCGAUGAGAACUACUCAGGGAUUUUCUUGAAAAGGAACAAACGGGGAUAUUCCUGUAGUGAUGAAUUUUCAUGUGAGGUUAUGGAAGGACUACAAGUUAUUAAUGGUCUCGAGUGUAAGAUAGCUUGCGAUUCUUCUAAGGUGUCGUACGUUUUAGAUACAGAAGACUUCUUGUUUCGGACUAGAAGCAGAAGAAAAGCUUUGCAUCUGAAGAGUUCGUGCCAUGAACAAGAGAAGUCUUCAAACAUUCGUUCCAAAAGAGUAGCAAGGUUCCGCAAAUUGUUGUCCUUGACAUGACAGUGUACAUUCAGAGCUGGGAGUACUUUUCAAGUUCUGUUGGCAGAGGGCUAGAUGUAAAAGACAUUGUAUCCUAGAAGUUGAUAGAAGGAUGUAUGUAUGUAUGAUAAUUCACCAUAUUUUAUUAUAGUUAAACUAAUAAAGUUUACAGAAGGGGGGAAGCAUGGUGCUGCGAGAAGAGGAAUAGAGAUUAUACACUGGUGAUGACUCACAAUAAUGUGAAUGUGAAUAGGUGUAAUUUGUUAUGUGACUAUAGGAUAUUUUAUUCCAUUCAUCCAUAAUUUUGUUUUCAAGUUUAUCAUAUCACAUUACCUUUUACUUCAAUGAUAUUGAGACUAUUUUUUAUGGAACAUUUGGUGGCUGCAAUUGGCCUCCAAUUUCAAA